ACUUUCUCGUUCUCUGUCAGCGUAGUGCACGAGCUAAGUUGCAACAGCAAUGGCCGCGAGUGGAGUUUUUAGAGCUGGUCUUUUCAAUCACAAAGUUGCAAUUGUAACUGGAGGAGCAACUGGCAUAGGAAGAGCGAUUACAGCUGACUUACUUCAGUUAGGUUGCAGUGUAAUAAUUGCCUCCCGUAAAUGGGAAAGGCUAGAAGCAGCUGCCAAGGAGCUAGCCAGUGUAAUUCCUCCAUCCAGCCCAGCAAAGGUGACUCCUGUGCAGUGCAACAUUCGGAAGGAAGAGGAGGUAAAAAGCCUUAUAAGGGCUACCUUAGACCUCCAUGGUAAACUUGAUUUCCUGGUAAACAAUGGCGGUGGUCAGUUUUUCAGUCCUGCAGAACUGAUUAGUUCCAAGGGCUGGGAUGCCGUGAUUAACACCAACCUUACAGGCACGUUCUACUGCUGCAAAGAAGCUUACAAUGCUUGGAUGAAGGAGCACAGUGGUACCAUUGUGAAUAUUAUUGCAAAUAUGUGGAAAGGGUUUCCUGGUAUGAGUCACACAGGAGCAGCUCGUGCAGCAGUAGACAAUUUGACAAAGACUUUAGCCAUAGAGUGGGCCCACACUGGAGUCAGAGUGAAUGCCGUAGCCCCGGGAGUAAUUUUCUCUGAAACAGCUGUCGAAAACUACAAAGAAAUGGGACCAGUGAUGUUUGAAAACUCUAUUCCUAGAAUUCCAGCUAAGAGACUAGGACUUCCUGAGGAGGUGUCAUCUGUAGUUUGUUUCCUGCUGUCUCCUGCUGCCAGUUUUAUAUCUGGAGAGACAGUGAAGAUUGAUGCAGGACAAAGCUUGUACAGUUCCACUUGGGAAAUACCUGACCAUGACAGGUGGCCCCCAGCACCAGAAGGACAUAAUUCUGACGCAGUAGCAAAGAUGCUUAAGAAAACUGGUUCAUCAAAGCUUUGAAGUCGCUAAAAAGAUGCUUGUCUCUCUGAAAGAGAGCGACAGUUUUACUGGAAUCUUGUAUGAAAGUUUGUUUGAUUAUUAUAAACUGCCAAAUCUGUAUUGUACGUACCUAAUUAAUAUUGUACUGGCACUA
This is a messenger RNA of Protopterus annectens (West African lungfish), 1085 nucleotides long. RefSeq names its product peroxisomal trans-2-enoyl-CoA reductase (gene PECR). The record is from RefSeq and is a predicted model, not a curated record. Gene Ontology annotation, molecular function: trans-2-enoyl-CoA reductase (NADPH) activity. Gene Ontology annotation, cellular component: peroxisome. Gene Ontology annotation, biological process: phytol metabolic process. The transcript has 8 exons. The coding region runs from base 50 to 952 and encodes 300 amino acids. Lineage: Eukaryota; Metazoa; Chordata; Ceratodontiformes; Protopteridae.